Molecule: messenger RNA, 762 nt
Organism: Neoarthrinium moseri
Lineage: Eukaryota; Fungi; Ascomycota; Sordariomycetes; Amphisphaeriales; Apiosporaceae
Exons: 3
Coding region: 1-762 (253 amino acids)
Source: RefSeq, a predicted model, not a curated record
AUGGGUCAGGCACCAUCCUCACCCGGACCAUUGGGUACGAAGUUCCGGGUUAUCGGAGCUGGAAUGUCUAGGACAGGCACCAAAACUCUGAACCAGGCGCUUACGAUUCUUCUCGAUGGACCAGUCCACGAUUCGGGCAUCCAAUCACUCGGAGGCUCAAUACACGAAAUGAAAACCUGGUUGGAGAUCAUGAACCUUGCCCCAAAGGCCAAGACAUUUGCCGAGCGUAAAAAGCUGGAUUGGUUGUUCUCCUCAAUACUGGAAGGCUAUGUUGCCACCAUGGAUUGCCCAGCUGCGACUCUCGUGCCCGAAAUCAUGAGGGUCUAUCCGGACGCCAUCGUGAUCGCGACAACGAGGGACCACAAGUCCUGGUGGAGAAGCAUGGAAUAUAUGAACAGUAUGAUGUCGACGUGGUACUUACCCAUCCUUGUGCUUUGGUUGCACAAGGCCCAAGUCUACGGGCUAUGGGCGGAGCGGUUCCAAUCCAUCAUGCUAUGGCGUUACGGAGACGAGCAGAUCGUCGAAGGUACCAUACAAAAGCACGAGGACCACCUGAGACGCGAGGUGCCGGCAGAGAAGCUGUUCUGGUAUGAAGUAAGCGAGGGCUGGGAGCCGCUGUGCCGGAUUCUUAACGUACCCAUUCCCAACCAGCCGUUUCCGCAUAACAACAGCAAGGACGACGCGAGGAAGGUAUUCCAGGAACACGUCAUAGCUGGGAAUCUGAGGGGUGUCUUUUUCGGGUAUCCUACGAAGAGUUACUAA